This is a messenger RNA of Dentiscutata heterogama, 204 nucleotides long. The record is from the annotation of a GenBank genome assembly. NCBI's taxonomy places the organism in Eukaryota, Fungi, Glomeromycota, Glomeromycetes, Diversisporales, Gigasporaceae.
AUGCCAAAAGUCCUAAGGAAAGAACUUACUACACAAUGCCAAAGGUGUUCAAAGACAACACCAAAAAAUUCUUCAUAUAAUGCCAAAAGUGUCCAAGGAAAGAAUUAUCCACAUAAUGUUAAAGGUGUUCAAGAACAAACACCAAAAAAUUUACUACAUAAUGCCAAAAGUACCCAAGGAAAUAAUUCUCCACAUAUACCAAAA